UCGGUUUAGGUUGAUCGCGGUCCCGUUUAAAACCGGAACCGUGAACCGCCGGUCGGUUCGAAAACGGUUGGGCAAGUACUUCCUCAUAAUUAGGACUCUCGUCGGAAGAACCCUAGCUCAUAUUCGUCGUUGUUGAUCUAGGUCUGUAAAAAGGAUUUGCUAAGAUGUCGAUUAUGAUAGUGACGAGCUUGGGUGACUUAGUGGUGGACCUUUUCACCGAUCGCUGCCCCUUGACCUGCAAGAAUUUUCUCAAGCUGUGCAAAAUCAAGUAUUACAAUGGAUGCCUCUUCCACACAGUGCAGAAGGAUUUCACAGCACAGACUGGUGAUCCAACUGGUACAGGAUCUGGUGGUGAUUCUGUAUACAAAUUCUUAUAUGGUGAUCAGGCUCGCUUUUUUGGCGAUGAAAUUCAUUUGGAUGUAAAACACUCGAAAGUUGGUACUGUAGCCAUGGCAAGUGCUGGGGAAAAUUUGAAUGCUUCUCAGUUCUAUAUCACUUUGCGUGAUGAUCUUGAUUAUCUGGAUGGGAAGCAUACUGUGUUUGGGGAAGUUGCAGAAGGGCUGGAGACGCUUAUGAGAAUAAAUGAAGCUUAUGUUGAUGGAAAAAGCAGACCAUAUAAAAAUAUCAGAAUCAAGCACACUUACAUAUUGGAUGAUCCUUUUGAAGAUCCUCCACAACUAGCAGAAUUGAUUCCUGAUGCUUCACCUGAAGGAAAGCCAAAAGAUGAGGUUGAUGAUGAAGUGAGACUGGAAGAUGAUUGGGUCCCAAUGGAUGAGCAACUUAAUGCACAUGAGCUUGAAGAAGUGUUACGAGCAAAGGAUGCACAUUCCCGCGCUGUAGUACUUGAAAGUAUUGGGGAUAUUCCAGAUGCUGAGAUAAAGCCUCCAGAUAAUGUGUUGUUUGUAUGUAAACUCAAUCCUGUCACUGAAGAUGAAGAUUUGAACACAAUUUUUUCUCGCUUUGGAGUUGUAACUUCUGCUGAAGUUAUCCGAGAUCAUAAAACUGGGGACAGCUUGUGCUAUGCAUUUAUUGAAUUUGAGGACAAAGAUGCCUGUGAACAAGCAUAUUUUAAGAUGGACAAUGCUCUGAUAGAUGACAGAAGGAUUCAUGUUGAUUUCAGUCAAAGUGUUGCAAAGCUUUGGUCUCAGUAUAGACGCAAAGGGCAGUCAGGUGGAGGUUGCUUCAAAUGUGGUUCUCUUGAUCACAUAGCUAAGGACUGCACUGGAGAUUCCAAACAACCACAUUCGAAGUACGUCUUGAAAGACAACGAAACUCAACGCGGUGGUAAUGGGAGCACAAGGUAUGAAAUGGUUUUUGAAGAAGAUGAGGACAGAAGUCACAGACAUAGCAAGAAGAGAAGGGACAAUGAAAAUGAAGAACAGGACACAGAAAAACAUAGCAAGCGGCAUGAUGACCGAAGAGGAAGCACACACGAUUGGCAGAGACGAGACGAAAGGCGGGAGGAGCGGAGGGAACAACACGGGGGACAUGCUCAAAGGCAGAGAAGUCCUCGUCGGGGUGGUACAAAAGAAUACUCGGAGAAGGAUCUAGCCGUUGAAAGGAAAAGCCGAGAUGAGAUUCGCGACAGAGACCACAAGAGAAGGCCUGGUGAUGAUGAUACUAAUGAGAGGGAGAGCAGAAAACGACACGGCAGUGAUGGUAGCUACAAACACAGGAAUGACGACAAGGGAUUUGAAAAGAACUAUAGAGCAGACGAUGGCCAUGGCUACAAACACGACAGAGACAGGAAAUAUGAAAAUGAGACGAAAAGGAGGAGCGGGGAUGAGGAUAAUCGAGGCAGUCGCAGAGAUAGACAUGAUUUUGGCGAAGAAUUAUAUUCGGAUAAGAGAAGCUCAAGAAGCGAUCAUCAUCAUCGUCGAGACCAUCGGGGUAGGAAAUAACUCGAACGCCGUGAGUGUGCCUUUUGAGAAUCAACGUUUGUUCUCAGGCAUUUGAUGGCAGAAAAGGUGGACGUAAACACUACGGCCUGUGGGCAGUAAACGUACAGUUCUGCAAGCUCUUCCAGGGAGUCCGACCCGAGAC
Andrographis paniculata is the source of this 2043-nucleotide messenger RNA. RefSeq names its product peptidyl-prolyl cis-trans isomerase CYP59. Gene Ontology annotation, molecular function: RNA binding; peptidyl-prolyl cis-trans isomerase activity; zinc ion binding. The transcript has 16 exons. Gene Ontology annotation, cellular component: nucleus. Bases 165 to 1901 code for a protein of 578 amino acids. NCBI's taxonomy places the organism in Eukaryota, Viridiplantae, Streptophyta, Magnoliopsida, Lamiales, Acanthaceae. Gene Ontology annotation, biological process: protein peptidyl-prolyl isomerization. The record is from RefSeq and is a predicted model, not a curated record.